Nematocida parisii ERTm1 is the source of this 1191-nucleotide messenger RNA. RefSeq lists its product as uncharacterized. The transcript has a single exon. The record is from RefSeq and is a predicted model, not a curated record. Bases 1 to 1191 code for a protein of 396 amino acids. Gene Ontology annotation, biological process: GPI anchor biosynthetic process. NCBI's taxonomy places the organism in Eukaryota, Fungi, Microsporidia. Gene Ontology annotation, cellular component: glycosylphosphatidylinositol-N-acetylglucosaminyltransferase (GPI-GnT) complex. Gene Ontology annotation, molecular function: phosphatidylinositol N-acetylglucosaminyltransferase activity.
AUGAAGAUUGCGAUGAUCAGCGAUUUCUUUGCUCCUCGUCUUGGUGGUGUAGAGAAUCACAUACUAAACCUAAGCAAAGAACUGUCUAAAUUAGGCCAUACAAUUAUUAUUAUAACUAAUUCAUCAUCAGGUGGUAAUAAUAUAUGCUAUGUAGAUGGGUUUAAGACGUACUAUCUUAACUUGUUCUCAUUAUUCAGUGGUUCAAUCUUCCCAACAAUCAUAUGCAGUACGAUACCAAUUGUUCAGAUACUCCUAUACGAACAGAUUGAUUUAGUGCACGGUCAUCAGUGCAGUACUCUUCCUAUUGAAGGAAUCCUUCACAGUAGAAUUCUUGGUAUACCCACAUGCUUUACUAAUCAUUCAUUAGUUACAGUAGAAUCACUCGGUGGAAUAGUUACACAGCCAAUGUUUCAACUGUGCAUAAGGCCCAGUGAUGGUAUAAUUUGUGUAUCCGGUGCCACUAAAUAUAAUACAGCCGACAGACUAUCCAUACACCCAGAUAGAAUCACAGUCAUCCCGAAUGCAGUAACAGAAGAGUUUAAGCCCAAAACCAUAACUAACACACAGCUAAUUCAAACCAAUCCUGGCAUAACCCGAGUAUUAAACAUAAGACAAUCAAAUGGCUGGACAAACAAUGAAAUAAUUAUUGCUGUUGUAAGCAGACUAACCACAAGGAAAGGAUCCGUCCUCCUCUCAGAUAUCCUGCCAAGUAUCUUCAAGAUCAACCCACUCAUUAGACUAAUUAUAGCAGGAGACGGUGAAAAGAAAGAAUUACUGGAACAAACCGUGGAGAAGUACAAAUUAAAAGAUAAAGUUAAGUUUCUAGGUGGUAUCCACCCAUCAGUCAUAAAUUUAGUACUAAACCAGUCAAACUUAUUCUUAAAUACGUCACUAACUGAUGCAUUCUGUAUAUCUAUAAUAGAGGCAGCUGCCUGUGGCUUAUACGUUGUAAGUACAAAUGUAGAUGGAAUAUCUGAAGUACUCCCUAAGGACAUGAUUACACUAGUAACCCCAUCAAAACAAGGCAUUUUAAAUGGGAUAAUUCAUGCUUUACCCAUAAUUAACCAGUACAACAAGGACAUUUCCCAUAAAAGAGUCCAUUUAAUGUAUAAAUGGUCUACAAUAGCAGAGAAUACGAAUAAAAUUUACAAAAAAAUAUUUUAUUAUAAAAAUAAAAAUAUAAAAAUAUAA